Molecule: messenger RNA, 1245 nt
Organism: Vicia villosa (hairy vetch)
Lineage: Eukaryota; Viridiplantae; Streptophyta; Magnoliopsida; Fabales; Fabaceae
Product: dihydroceramide fatty acyl 2-hydroxylase FAH1-like
Exons: 6
Coding region: 16-1029 (337 amino acids)
Biological process (GO): fatty acid metabolic process; lipid biosynthetic process
Cellular component (GO): membrane; endoplasmic reticulum
Molecular function (GO): iron ion binding; fatty acid 2-hydroxylase activity
Source: RefSeq, a predicted model, not a curated record
ACGUUACGAAAACACAUGAGCCCCCAUUUACCCGAACCACACCCAAUUGCCAGACUGUCAACGGCUAGAUUCCAUCGCCCACAGAAUUUAUUCCUUACUAUUCUACAAAAACGGACGGUCCAGAUCAUCUAUGCAUGCCCCAAAAACACUAAUCGAUCACUCACCACAACACGCAAACACUAUCCCCAAUCCUUUUCCAUAGCUCAACGUGGAAAACGGAACGGCGCGGUCACUCAACUCAAACGGUGGUUUCCGCGGCGGUCUACGGUGCUUCUUAGUUCUCCGAUCAGUGAAAAAGACUCCACGAUUCUACUGCCGUCUUCUGCUGUUUUGAAUUUUACCUGCAUUGUCGUCUUCUACUGUUCGGUUGGUCAUCUUGGUGAAGCUUAUGAAGAGUGGGUUCAUCAGCCCAUUGUUAGCAAGGAAGGCCCCCGUUUCUUUCAAAAUGAGGUUUUGGAGUUCUUGACCCUCACAGUCUGGUGGGCAAUACCAGUCAUUUGGCUUCCAGUUGUAUGUUGGUUUGUAUAUAACUCUGUACAAAUGGGCCUCAGCUGUCCUCAUAUAGCUCUGAUGGUGGUUCUUGGCAUUCUUGUGUGGACAUUGCUUGAGUACACAUUGCACCGUUUUCUUUUCCACAUUAAAACAAAGACCUACUGGGGAAAUACCUUGCAUUAUCUUCUACAUGGCUGCCACCACAAACACCCCAUGGAUGGUUUGAGACUUGUUUUCCCCCCUGCUGCAACAGCUAUAUUAUUGUUCCCGUUCUGGAACACGGUGAAGCUCUUUUCCACCCCUUCAACUGCUCCUGCUUUAUUUGGAGGCGGCUUAUUGGGGUAUGUAAUAUACGAUUGCACCCAUUAUUACUUGCACCAUGGUCAGCCAAGGACUGAAGUUCCCCGUAAUCUCAAGAAGUACCACUUGAACCAUCACUUCCGAAUCCAGGACAAAGGCUUUGGGAUCACUUCAAAACUAUGGGAUAAAGUUUUUGGAACACUUCCUUCAUCAAAAGCGGAUGCGAAAAGUAUGUAAAUUUACUGUUAGGAAUAGCAUAAGUUGGUUGGUUAAAAUAAUAGAAAAUUCAGGAAUUCCUGUUUUAUUUGUCUAAUCAUUUAUUCUUCUCCCUGAUUAAAGUUUGUGUGGGGUUAGCUUGCAAUUUUUCGACAAUUUUAUAGGGCCAAAGUUCUCCAAUGUGAACACUGUAAAAAUUGAUACAUUUUAUGAGGUUUAUGGUGGAAAUCUUAUCUA